Molecule: messenger RNA, 693 nt
Organism: Acanthosepion pharaonis
Lineage: Eukaryota; Metazoa; Mollusca; Cephalopoda; Sepiida; Sepiidae
Source: the annotation of a GenBank genome assembly
AUGAUUUUCUAUAGGUGCCUCCCUCUAUCUAUCUAUCUAUCUAUCUAUCUAUCUAUCUAUCUAUCUAUCUAUCUAUCUAUCUAUCUAUCUAUCUCUUUUCUAUCAUGUCCAUUUCUUUUCUAUCUAUCUAUCUAUCAUGUCCAUUUCUUUUCUAUCAUGUCCAUUUCUUUUCUUUCUAUCUAUCUAUCUAUCUAUCUAUCUAAGUCUUUCAUAAUCUAUCUAUCUAUCUAUCUAUCUAUCUAUCUAUCUAUCCUUACUGUUUUUGAUCCUUCCUAUCUAUCUAUCUAUCUAUCUAUCUAUCAUCCAUCUAUCUAUCUAUUCAUUCAUCUAUCUAUCUAUCUAUCUAUCUGUUUGAAGACGUUCAUAUAUAUCAAUCUAUUCAUGCACCGCAACCAACACUAUCUAUCUAUCUAUCUAUCUAUCUAUCUAUCUAUCUAUCUAUCUACCAACCUUGUCCGUCACUUUCUCUUUCUAUCUCCACUGUCUCCCUCUUUCUCUCUUCACUGUCUCCCUCUUAUUCUUUGUCUUUCUCUCUCCACUGUCUCCCUCUUAUUCUUUCUCCUUUCUCUUCUCUCUCUCUCUCCUGACACUUUUGAGAAUACGAGUUCCUUCUUGCUUUUUAUUGUCCUCCUCCCUUUUUUUCCGAGUUUCCCCGCUUCUUUUGUUUUAUACUUUCAGUCUCUCUUUUUUUGA